Molecule: messenger RNA, 291 nt
Organism: Rotaria sordida
Lineage: Eukaryota; Metazoa; Rotifera; Eurotatoria; Philodinida; Philodinidae
Source: the annotation of a GenBank genome assembly
AUGGUACCUAUAUUUAUUUUUCUCUAUUUAGAGAAACAACAAAAAACAGGUUUAAUCGUAAUCGAUAUUGUUCUUACUGCUGGUGACUGUAUAUCAAGUGGUGAUUUCAUUUUAGAUCGUGAUUUUAUAUCAGGUGGUGAUGUUAUGUUAGGUGGUGGUGAUGUUAUGUUAGGUGGUGGUGAUGUUAUGUUAGGUGGUAUACGUCUUGGAAUAGGUGUUUUUCCAUUUAUUGGUUCUUGUCAUCGAUUAUCUCAUUCAUGUCGUACAAAUAUUGCACAACAAUCAUCAUGA